Drosophila suzukii is the source of this 1240-nucleotide messenger RNA. RefSeq names its product tRNA (guanine(9)-N(1))-methyltransferase Trmt10A. The record is from RefSeq and is a predicted model, not a curated record. Gene Ontology annotation, molecular function: tRNA binding; methyltransferase activity. Lineage: Eukaryota; Metazoa; Arthropoda; Insecta; Diptera; Drosophilidae. Gene Ontology annotation, biological process: tRNA N1-guanine methylation. Gene Ontology annotation, cellular component: nucleoplasm; nucleus.
UGCUUGAAAUGAAAUAUAAGACUUUCCCAAUCCAAUUUUAUUGUUAGGUCCAUGGAUACGGCAGAACAGGGACUCGAGGAGGCGCCACCGGCGGUGCUCAGCCUGGACAAUUGCCCGGGAACCACGCCUGGUAAGCCACAAAGCAAAAAUCAGCUGAAAAAGCAGCGCAAGCUGGCAGAGUUUGCGGACCUCCGAAAGCUGCGACGAGAACGAGAGCGUGAGAAGAAAAAACAGAAACGCCGGGAGGCCAAGGAGCAGGGUCUGCCCGUCCGGGUGGGUCCUUCCCGCAAGGAGCUCAAAAAGCGCCAGGCAUCUGACGGAAGUCAGCCCGGACUCUGCGUUGCCAUCGAUCUGGACUACGAUGAUCUGAUGCAGGAGCGGGACAUCUCCAAGUGCGUCAAGCAGUGCCUCCGGAUUUAUACUAUCAACCGCCGCAGUGCGCAGCCAGGCAAGCUGCACUUCACGGGCAUACGUCGCAACGGACACAUCCACAAUUCGUUCAAGAAAAAUGAUGGCUGGGAGAACUGGCACGUGGAAUACCACUUCGAUCGCAGUCACACAGAUGUCUUCGACACCAGCAAACUAGUAUAUCUCACCUGCGAGUCUGAACAAGUGCUGGACAAGCUGCAGCCCAACUGCACAUACGUCAUUGGCGGACUAGUGGACCACAAUCACUUCAAGGGUCUGUGCCAUUCGAGGGCGACGGAGGCGGGCCUGGCCACUGCCCGCCUGCCGCUCAGUGAGCACGUGGACAUGAAGACAAGGGCCGUACUCAGUACCUACCACGUCUUUGAGUUGCUGAUUAAGGUAGCAGCUGGCCAGGAUUGGACCUCUGCCAUUCUAGACACGAUUCCCAUGCGCAAGGGAGCCAAGGCGAAAACCACUAACGGCAAAGAAGUGCAGGAGGUGGAGCAGGAACAAAGGGUGGAGCAGACGGAGGAAAAACUGGAAGCUGAGCUGAAGAAUACAUCCAUAGUCGACAUCAAACCAGAAACAAAAUUAGACUCUUUGGACAGUUGACAGCAAUCGAGAUCGCAAUUCGAGGUCUUUUUGAUUUUUAUUUCAGUUUCUUUUGUUUUUACAAAAUCACAUUUAGUUUUGUUUAGCAAAUUAAACUAUAACUUAAAAUACAUAGUGCAAAUAAUAACAAAAAUACAAAUAAAAGUUUGUUACUGGUUUUUAUGUUUCAGUUAUGUUCUUCAAUGUACAAUAAUAGCCAGGGACAAAAAUCGCUAGUAAA